GAGUAAUAAAACGGCGCGUAUGCGUAAGCACGGCCCCGAAUGAAGGGCGAACGCGGUGAUCGCGUAAACGCGCGGACGAGGCGAGCCUCCGUUUCUCCGUGUCUUGCGCGCGCGAUCCCCGCGAACGCGCGAGAAGCCGCUGGUCCACAGUCUCGAUUGUUAUUAUUCUCCAGCUGGGGCACUUACCAGUUACGUAUUUCUCGUCACCAAGUUUGCUGCAAUCGGAGUGGGCAGUCGGGCAGAUUUCUCUGGUUGGAAGGGAGCAGACGAUCGUGGGAGAUUCGAGAAUUAUCUCUAUCCACUGUUUCGAAUUCCGCGGCAUCAGAGAUUCAGAGGACAGUAGAAUGGAGCCAAGUGGAGCUUAGGAGAUUUAUCAUUUAUGUCAAUUCAUGUUCUUCGUGAGAGCGAAUGCAACGAUUUUGUAUUCUCUUAUAUUCCUUUCAAUUCUAAUAACGACUGUGUGAUAUUCAAAAGAUUUAUAAUACAGCCCAACACAAAGGAUCACGAGUGUAACUGGAGAAGUUGAAGUAAAGUGAAUUCGCGAUUGUUUACGACCGAGAA
This is a messenger RNA of Monomorium pharaonis (pharaoh ant), 561 nucleotides long. RefSeq lists its product as uncharacterized. Lineage: Eukaryota; Metazoa; Arthropoda; Insecta; Hymenoptera; Formicidae. The coding region runs from base 40 to 402 and encodes 120 amino acids. The record is from RefSeq and is a predicted model, not a curated record. The transcript is spliced from 2 exons.